UUUGGUGCUUAAAACUCGGACUCCGUCUAUAUUUGAAUGGAUCUCCUCCGCCAGUUCAGUUAUCGGCCUGCAUGAUCUGUUUGUCAGUUUCAAUCUCCCACUCCCAAGAAUAUUUACCCCAAUAUGGAGUUUUUUCUCUCCCACCUUUCGGAGCUUAUAAUUUCUAUCCCGUUUUGUUUUUCAUCAUAGGACCAUAUAAUAUUUCUCAGGUUUACAUGUUUUUCAAGCCUUGGAUAUGAAUUCCGGAGAUAUAAAACGUCAACCUUGUCAGAACUUUUUUCCUCCAAACAAGUUAUGUAGUUUGGUAUUCUUCCGUUCAGACGUCUAUUGUUGAGUUUGUGUCAUUUUUGGCUUUCUCAAGAAAUGGCAAUUAACCUAUACUCCGAAAGCUCUAAUACGGCUACGAGUCCUAGGAUUUCAUUUUCUCAUGAUUUUUGCCAAUUCGAUGUUGUACCUGUUGAACGCCGCCCUCUUCGAUCAAACUCCUCGGGUUUGGGCUCGAGCAUCGAUUUCGACUUCUGUGUUCACGAGAGUUUCGAUCAAGAGUCUUCUUCUGCAGACGAGCUUUUCUCUGAUGGGAAAAUGAUUCCUACUGAAAUCAAGAAAAAGGUGAACGUUCCCUCAAAGCAAAUGGAUCAGUACUGCGGUUCUCAUCCUCCAAUGCCCCCACCACGUGCUGUUAGUGGUGAAAGUUCAAAGCAAGAAAGCGCCAAGGAAAGCAAGACUACGAGUAAUGAAGCGGAUGAGAAGCAAAAUUCCAAGUCAUUUUGGCGGUUUAAGCGUAGUAGUAGCUGUGGCAGGGGAUAUGGUAGGAGCCUGUGCCCAUUACCGGCACUUCUCUCGCGGAGCAACUCAACAGGAUCUGCAGCAAAUCUUAAGCGAGCUCCAUUUUCGAAUGAUGGUCAAAAUUCUAAGCAGAGUUCUCAGAAACAUUUAUCAACAAAAGCGUCACGAUCUUCUGUUUCAACGAGUUAUCCAAAGCCUCCAUUGAAGAAGGGUCAUGGAGCAUAUGGUAAUGGUGUUGGGAUUAAUCCCAUUUUAAAUGUUCCUUCGGCUAAUUUAUUCGGCUUAGGUUCAAUCUUCUCCAAUGGCAAAGACAAGAACAAGAAGUGAUUGAUCACCUUAAUUUGCUCUAAUGAUAUGAUCGAUAAUUCCUGCUUCUAAUUAACUUUUGCAGAUAGGUAGUGUGGAUUGAGUCAUGAUCAUCUUUAAUUUCCUAUAUGUUUCUUGAUAGUCCAUGUGAUUAAGAAAUUAAAAAUACAUCUAGAAUGUGAAAGAGUAAUCAGUUUAUCGAGAAAACAAAUAGAUAAAGAGGUGUAUGUGAUGGAAGAGACAAGGAACGGCAUAAUUCAAGCGCACAUGCUUUGGAACACUAGAUGACAGGUAACGGUUGCUUUCAUGGCUGUCCCAUGCUGUUCUUCUUUAUAUGCUUUUGGUCUUUGCUCACACAUGGUGUACAAGCUGCUUUGAUUUGGUUCCCUUAUCACUAGCUCUUUACUUGAAGAGUAAAGACUAGGAUUAGGUACGUACGUAGUCGAUCGGUUGUAAGCGAGGAGUGUUUUGAAUAUGAGAGAUGAACCAUAUAUUUGUUUUCUGUUGUUCUUGUUUGUUUUGACUGGUGUUCUAAUAAUAAUGGCUUCUUUCCUCUUA
Juglans regia (Persian walnut) is the source of this 1650-nucleotide messenger RNA. RefSeq lists its product as uncharacterized. The transcript has 2 exons. Bases 364 to 1113 code for a protein of 249 amino acids. NCBI's taxonomy places the organism in Eukaryota, Viridiplantae, Streptophyta, Magnoliopsida, Fagales, Juglandaceae. The record is from RefSeq and is a predicted model, not a curated record.